CUCCACAUCACUACCAUGGCUACCACCUCCUCCCUUACUCAACCAAUCAGCGAGCCCUUCGACCUGCUUCGCCUCUCCCUCUCGGAGCGAGUCUACGUCAAGCUCCGUGGAGACCGAGAGCUGCGCGGUACCCUCCACGCGUACGAUGGACACGGCAAUCUCGUCCUCGCCAACGUCGACGAGACGGUUUGGUACCUUGAGCAGGGGACGGAACAGCUCAGAAGCGUCAAGCGUAGUAGCGAGAUGCUCUAUGUCAGGGGUGAUGGAGUUAUCCUGGUGGAUUUCACCGCCUUCGAGGACAUAGGAUGGCUCAGCACCACAGACGAGUUUUCACAUAGCGACAUCAGCAGCAGUGACAGUCCACGCGAUAACAUCACGGCAAGGGUACAUUGA
Molecule: messenger RNA, 393 nt
Organism: Jaminaea rosea
Lineage: Eukaryota; Fungi; Basidiomycota; Exobasidiomycetes; Microstromatales
Product: Sm-like ribonucleo protein
Exons: 2
Coding region: 16-393 (125 amino acids)
Biological process (GO): mRNA splicing, via spliceosome; P-body assembly
Cellular component (GO): precatalytic spliceosome; U4/U6 x U5 tri-snRNP complex; Lsm1-7-Pat1 complex
Molecular function (GO): RNA binding
Source: RefSeq, a predicted model, not a curated record